GACCUGGAUGGGAAAUUCGCGCGAUUGUACGCGUACUUUAACGCGAAAGGGUACCGAUGCGCGCUGACGUCGAGGGUGGUGAACUUGUGCACGCUCGGAUUUACGAUUUGGUUGAGUGGGUUGCUGUUGCUGUACGUGGAUUACGAUUAUUUGCGAAACCAGUGCGCGUCCGAGGCGGAGCAGUGCGAUAUUUUGCGGGAUGCGGUGUUUAGCGAGCCGUAUCAGUACGGUGGUUUCGUGCGAAACGCCGUGGUGACGAUGUAUUUGCUGUUGUUCUCGGCGUAUUGGGUGUGGAGCGCGACGCGGUUGGCACACGACGCCGCGCCGUUGGCGACGAUGCGGAAAUUUUGCAACCAAAAGCUGGCGCUGAGCGAUAGGGAUUUGUACACAAUCACGUGGCCAGAGGUGCUACAGCGCGUGGUACAUUUGCAAGCGACGACGAGGUUGAGCAUCGCGCGAGAUUUGAACGAGCACGACAUCGUCGCCCGGAUUUUGCGAAAGGAGAAUUAUCUCACCGGUAUGGUCAACAGAGACGUGCUCAAGCUUUCGCUCGACGCUCCAGGAUUGCAAAACCAUCGCUGGUUCACGAAAGUCAUCGAGUGGAAUAUCGAUCUAGCGGUUUUCCACGGCAUGUUCGAUGACAACUUCACGAUUGUGCCGUCAUUUUACGACGUUUCUGCGUUGCGUCAUCGUUUUCGAUGCCUCGCCAUCAUCAACGCCAUUCUUUCGCCAUUCGUCGCGAUUUUCCUCUCCAUGUACUUUGUGUUGUCGUACGCUGAAAAGUUUUACAACACCCCGUCCGCGGUCGGAGCGCGAGACUGGAAUUCUUACGCAUACUGGCGCAUGCGCGAGUUCAACGAGCUUCCGCACUUUACGCAGCAAAGAUUAGCCGCAGCGUACCCGCACGCGAAGAAGUACGUCGCGCAGUUUCCGUCGCCGGUGGUAAACAUUUUGGCAAAGUUUGUGUCAUACGUCGUCGGCGCGUUCGCGGCAUGCGCAUUGUUUUGUGCGAUCGUGGACGAUCGAUUGUUGCAGGCUUACGUCGGCGAUCGCGAUUUACUUUGGAUUACGGCGGUUCUCGGUACCAUUCUCGCGUCCUCUCGGGCGUUGAUGGCGACGGAAAACGCCGUGUUCGAACCCAACGUCAUCAUGUCAAAGAUUGUCGCGCAUACUCAUUACUUGCCCAAGCACUGGCGGGAUGCCGCACACAAGGAAGAAGUUCAACACGAGUUCAACUCUUUCUUUUCGCUCAAGGCUGUGAUGUUUCUGGAAGAGAUUGCAUCCGUCUUCGCGGCGCCCUUCGUGCUUUGGUUUCCCUUGUGCGAUUCUGCGGACGACAUCAUUCAGUUCGUCCGACAGUUCACGGUGAACAAAUCAGGGGUCGGGGACAUGUGCUCUUUGAGUGCGUUUGAUUUCAAUCGCCAUGGGAAUAAGCACUACGGCGCGCCAAGUCACGCGAGCAAGGAGCAGCGCAGCCGCCAAGGGAAAAUGGAGAAGAGCUUCUUGACGUUUCAGGCGACUUAUCCUGCGUGGGAACCGGACGCAAGCGGACGCGACAUGUUGAACUCACUCAAUGGAUUU
Molecule: messenger RNA, 1581 nt
Organism: Ostreococcus lucimarinus CCE9901
Lineage: Eukaryota; Viridiplantae; Chlorophyta; Mamiellophyceae; Mamiellales; Bathycoccaceae
Exons: 1
Biological process (GO): autophagy of mitochondrion; protein localization to phagophore assembly site
Cellular component (GO): phagophore assembly site; autophagosome
Source: RefSeq, a predicted model, not a curated record